Messenger RNA from Schistocerca nitens (vagrant locust), 2143 nucleotides. Its product is annotated as sodium channel protein Nach-like. Gene Ontology annotation, molecular function: ligand-gated sodium channel activity. Gene Ontology annotation, biological process: sodium ion transmembrane transport. Bases 76 to 1701 code for a protein of 541 amino acids. The record is from RefSeq and is a predicted model, not a curated record. Gene Ontology annotation, cellular component: membrane. The transcript is spliced from 11 exons. Lineage: Eukaryota; Metazoa; Arthropoda; Insecta; Orthoptera; Acrididae.
GCGUCUAGGAUUCGGGCUUUGGUGUUACGGCUGCAGCGGAACCUUCGGCGUCAUUUCUACGGGUGGGCAGCGGCGAUGGAGUCGGGUGGCAAGUUCCGCUCUGCGCUGCGGCUGAUGUACCUCGAGUUCGCCGCCAACACGGGCAUCCACGGUCUAAAGUACAUCACCGAGGACGGCCGGCGGCCUUUCGAGAGGGUGCUGUGGGCGGUGGUGGUGCUGCUGGGCGUGAUCGGCGCGGCGUUCAUGGCCAACAACUUCUGGCAGCGCUUCUCGGAGAGCCCGACACGCGCCAUCGUCGAGACCAACCACUACCCAUCCUACCGCAUACCCUUCCCGGCCAUCACACUCUGCAACGCCAACGUCUUCUUCCGGUCGCGCGCGCAACAGCUCGUACAGUACCUGUCCAGGGAGAGCAACAUGACGGAGGCGGAGGUGUGGCAGGGCCUGGAGAGGCUGCGGCAGCUGGUGGCGCCCCGGCCAGAGGGCGAGCUGGAUGCGGAUCAGCGCAGGCUGGCGGCAGAGAUGCAGGGGCUGCUCGACUCCAGGGGAAUCACCGUCGAGGCCGCCGUCAGACAGAUGAGCCAGCCGUGCGACCAGCUGCUGGAGGGUUGCAAGUGGAAGGGUGAGGAGACUUCUUGCCACAAGCUCUUCACUUCGCGACUCUCUUACCUCGGCUUCUGCUGCUCCUUCGGCUACCGUGGAGAUGUCCGCGUCACCGACAGAUCUGGAAAGGCACAGGUGGUUCGCUCCAAACAGUACCUGCACUACACGCGCUACUACAGCCACCGCAUGGGCCUCACCGCGCUGCUCAACCCACAGCUGCACGACUACUGGGUCAACUCACUCUUCUCCAGUGGCGUCAGGAUGCUGGUGCAUGGGCCAGACGACUUCCCUGAGGAUUCGCUGCUGGAGAAGGUGCUGCCCCCGGGCCACGAGCUGCUGCUGCGUCUGUCGGCCACGUUGUCGUACUGCACACGCGCCGUGCAGUCGGUGGCGCCGCAGGUGCGCGGAUGCGUCUUCCCCGAGGAGCGCCACCUGCAACUCUUCUCCAGCUACAGUGCUGCCAACUGCCUGGCCCAGUGCCGCGCCAAUGCCAUCGUACGCCUCUGCCACUGCAUGCCUUUCUACUACAGCAGUGCCGGUGACCACAGGGAGUGUAAUUUACGUGACAUCCCCUGUCUAAACAAGUAUUAUUAUAUGCUGCGAACUCGCCGUCACCUGGAUGAGAGUCCAUCAAAGCAAAUGAAUGCCUCAAUUGCAUGUGACUGCCCCUCGCUGUGCAAUGUUGUAGAGUACGAUGUACAGUACUCAAGUGGUGACUUUGAAGCCAGUCAGUUCAUGCCUGAUGAGUUCUUUUCUGGAAAAAAUGUUACAGGAAGGAUAUUGUUCCACUUUUACUUUGGCAGUCAUGUGUCAACUCGAACCAGACGAGACAUCAUAAGUUCCUGGAAUGAUUUGCUUUCCUCGCUUGGAGGAAUCUUCAGCUUGUUUUUGGGCUGCAGCUUCAUGACAGUCAUUGAGCUACUGUAUUUCUUCACACUGAGGCUGUUUCUACACAUGAGGAGGUUCAAUACUGUCGCUCCGAGACCCAGGAAGAAAAUGAGAGUGGUGAAUCUCAGCUCAAAGGCAGGCCAGCAAGAUGUCUUCACCCUACCAGUCCCACUGGACAAUGACAACAUUGUGAAACAUCGUUUCUUCUGACUGGAAACUCGUCACUCAUUUAUUUUUGUGUAACAUCUGUGGUGACUAAGAGUGUGUGUGUGUGUGUGUGUGUGUGUGUGUGAGAGAGAGAGAGAGAGAGAGAGAGAGAGAGAGAGAGAGAGAGAGAAGAGUGUAUACUGUGAUUUUUAAUUCAGUACUGAUUGUGAUAAUUUUUGUACCUGCAUCUGUGAUACAAAAAUAUACAGAAGAAAUAAAAAGCUGAUUAUUGAAUAUAAUGCAUACAUAAUACAGAAGCUUGUCUCCGUCAAAUAGAAACCGAUAUAGAAUGUCAAAAAUAAAUGGUACUGAAGAAGUCUUGUGUUAAUAAACUGUGCCAUCAAGAACAGAGUUCAUGGCUGAUUCACUCACGUGUAGUGUCACAAAGUUAUCAUAGUACAAUAAAUUAGUCAGAUAUUAGUCAAGCAGUACAAUAGAAGAGAGA